Molecule: messenger RNA, 90 nt
Organism: Saccharomyces cerevisiae S288C
Lineage: Eukaryota; Fungi; Ascomycota; Saccharomycetes; Saccharomycetales; Saccharomycetaceae
Gene: YHR022C-A
Exons: 1
Coding region: 1-90 (29 amino acids)
Source: RefSeq, marked reviewed
AUGAAAAUCAAAUUCUCAAGAGGGGCUCGAUUUUCAGCGACCUUUUCUUUUGAUAAGUACCCUUUCUUGCUAUACGAGGUGGUCCGAUAA